AAACAUUUGCCUGCUUUGUUUUUAAGCUCAGAAAAUAAUGCAGAAAAUAUAUUUCGAUCAAUUCUUUUUGGCAUUAGAGCAUGUUUACAUGUUCUAACCUCAAAAUCCAGUGUACUGUCAAUUAUUUUUGAAGAUAUUUUAUGGUGUCAUAACAAUUAGAUAAAAAUGACAGAAAAAAUCACUGUUGAGAAACUUCCACAUCAUGAGCAACAGGAACUUUGUAGGACAAGAAUUCCUUACAGACAGGGAAAAAAAUUGACUGCUGUCAAGGUUUAUACAAUCAACGACGAAUCGACGCAUUUAUUAGUUUGUGGAGUCCCAAAACUACAAUUAAAUAAGGAAGUAAAGAAACUUUUCUCUCCAUACGGUGAAAUUAAAAAACUUUGUUUACUCCCCGAUUAUCCAUCGGAAGAAUUCACCGAAGCUUUUCACGUGCAUUAUGGUCGCAUACAGAGUGCCAGAAUAGCGAAACGCUUCGUCGAUUGUAAAAAUUUUUACGGCGGUCUCUUGCAUGUUUGCUAUGCGCCUGAACUAGAAAGUAUUUCGGAAACAAGAGCAAAACUUAUUCAGAGGAAUAAGGAUGUCACGGUCAGGAUUAAAAGACACAAAUUGGAUCCCACCAAUCCUGAAAUCGACCAAUUUGUUGAACAGGAACAGUAUCAUAGAAAGAAAAAAACACCUGCAUUGCCUUUAACUCAGGAACGACUCGAUGCGCAUUACCCCAAUGAAAGUUUAGGAAACGGAAUGUCACAAGUAAAAGAACCGAGUCUUCCUCAAGAAUUUUGUAGCGCAAGUACGUCAUCUGGAAUUCAAUACAACAACAUAAUUAGGCCUUCAAACAUUAUUAAACCGUCUCCUGAGUUACUACAAGCUCCUUAUCAACCCUACGAAACCAUCAUAAGAACUGCAAAUUCGCGAAAAUUGAAGAGGAAGAACUAUAAGGGACAAUCUGUUGACCAAGGACCAAAAGUUAGAGUAAUUCGACCUCAACUUAUAGAUACCAGGAAUAUAGCAAGGCGAGUAGAACCAGAGAAAAAAGUAUUCAUAAAUGCGAAGAAGGUCGAAAGUGGUAUCAACAUCAAAAUUCUACCCAGAACUGAGACGAAAAAACGGAUUGUGAUAAAAGAUCCAAGUGUGACUCAACUCGUACGACCCAGUGCAGAUCUGAAGACAUCAAUUCAAGUCGCCAAAGAUCAGAUACGACAAGCAAUGCAAAAAAGCACUGAGGCGUAAAUAAGUAGUAACCUAAUUAUUAAAGAGGUCU
Messenger RNA from Belonocnema kinseyi, 1264 nucleotides. RefSeq lists its product as uncharacterized. The coding region runs from base 166 to 1233 and encodes 355 amino acids. The transcript has 6 exons. Lineage: Eukaryota; Metazoa; Arthropoda; Insecta; Hymenoptera; Cynipidae. Gene Ontology annotation, cellular component: nucleoplasm. The record is from RefSeq and is a predicted model, not a curated record. Gene Ontology annotation, molecular function: nucleic acid binding.